AUUUCCCGGUGCCCCAUGGAAGAUUCAACGGAGAGGAGCCCCCUCUUAGGAGGGGGAGACCACCGGGGCGGCCCCAGCUCCCCCAGCGCCAGCGCCUUCCACGGCCGUCGCCUAGCCUGCGCUGCGGUGCUGCUGGCGGAGAUGCUGGAGCGUGUGGCGUUCUACGGCAUCACCUCCAACCUGGUGCUGUUCCUCAACGGGGUGCCCUACAACUGGGAAGGCACCCAAGCCAGCCAGGCCUUGCUGCUCUUCAUGGGCGUCACCUACCUGGUGUCGCCCUUCGGGGGCUGGUUGGCGGACGCCCUGCUGGGCAAGUUCCCCACCAUCCUGUUCAGCAUGAUGGUCUACCUGCUGGGCAUGCUGCUCUUCCCCACCAUGGCUUACUCCGCAACCCGCCAGUGGCUCUGCGGGGAAAUGCCCCUGCGGACCGUGGAGAACUGCUCUGUGCCUGUGUCUCCCAACAUCACCCACACCCCGUGCCAGCUGCAGGGGGCCAACCGCUAUUGCCUGGUGGCCAGCUUCGUGGGACUGGUUCUCGUGGGAAUCAGCGUGGGCUCCGUCAAGGCCAACAUCACGCCCUUCGGAGCCGACCAGGUCAAAGACCGGGGGCCCGAAGCCACACGAAGGUUUUUCAACUGGUUUUAUUGGAGCAUAAACUUGGGGGCCAUCGUAUCCUUGGGAGGCAUCGCGUACAUCCAGCAGAACGUGAGUUUUGUCAUCGGCUACAUCAUCCCGGCUGUUUGCAUCGGGGUGUCCUUCGUCGUGUUUCUGUGUGGCCAGAGCUUCUUCAUCACAAAGCCCCCUGACGGCAGCGCCUUCACAGACAUGUUUAAGAUUCUGGCUUAUUCGUGUUGUUCCCGGAAGAGGCCUGAGGAAUACUCCAGCAAUAGUAGAGACACCCAAGGGGUACUUCAUCAACCAGCUCCCAAGCAAAGCCUCUUCGAGAUGGCCAAAUCAUCCCGUGGAGGGCCAUUCAGGGAAGAUAAAGUUGAGGAUGUGAAAGCGCUGGUCAAAAUCAUUCCAGUCUUCCUGGCCCUCAUACCUUACUGGACGGUCUAUUUUCAGAUGCAGACGACGUACGUUCUCCAAAGCCUGCACUUGAGAAUCCCCCAGUUUUCAAACAGCACCUCAAACACCCAUACGUUCCCUGCAGCUUGGCUGACCAUGUUCGACGCGGUGCUUAUCCUCAUAUUGAUACCUUUGAAGGACAAAGUGGUCGACCCCAUCUUGAAGAGGCACGGCCUGCUCCCGUCGUCGCUGAAGAGGAUUGCGGUCGGCAUGUUCUUUGUGAUGUGCUCUGCGUUUGCUGCAGGAAUAUUGGAAAGCAACAGGCUGAAGAUCGUGAAGGUUAAGACUAUCAAUCAGACGAUUGGGAACGCAGUCUAUCAUGCGGCCGAUAUGUCAGUCUGGUGGCAGAUACCUCAGUACCUCCUGAUAGGGUUCAGCGAGAUAUUUGCAAGCAUUUCGGGUCUGGAAUUUGCAUAUUCUGCUGCUCCCAAAUCUAUGCAGAGCGCUAUUAUGGGUCUCUUUUUCUUUUUUUCGGGAAUUGGAUCUUUUGUUGGAUCAGGGCUUCUGGCUUUGGUGUCUAUUACAGCGAUUGGCUGGAUGAGUAAUCACACAGAUUUGGGUAACAUAAAUGGGUGCCAUUUAAACUAUUACUUUUUUCUGCUGGUUGCUAUUCAAGGAGCAACCCUUCUCCUUUUCCUUAUUGUGUCUGUCAAAUACGACCGCCAAAGAUCCCGGACUUACGGACCUGCCGCCAGUGUGCGGACCUGACACCUGCAAGGAAAGAGCAGCUUUCAUGACCGACGUUUGAUGUCAGUUGAACCAUGCAUCUCCAAGUCCUUAAAUGCUAAUACAAGUGGGCGCUUGUCGCCAGGAAACACGUUCUUUAAACUUGCAUGUUAACAUUGCGUUCUUGCCUCGGCCCUCUUUUUUCCUUCCCCUGUAAAAGUAGGUAAGUGCCUUAUGUUAGCAAAAUGGCCUUGUCUUGCCCGGUGCCCAGAGAUGUGGCGCAAGCUCUGUUUUUCAAGUCUGUUACCCUCGGGCGCAGAAGAUGCGCAGAACUUAUUCCAAGCUGUUUCCUUCAGUCUGUUCAAGCUGGGGGUGAUUAGCCUUUGGAAACAAGCGAUGAAUGACUGCCUACUAAGGAGACUUUGAAGGAAAUGAGCAAGAGAAGGUUGCUCAUCCAUUUCCCCAGAAAUAAUGUCCUCCUUUCUUAAAACUGAAGUGUCAUUGUGGAUGGGGGUGAGAAGUCUCUAUUGUUGGCCCUGGUUAUAUGGGAAUGAAGUGGUGUGGAAUUUUUCAUUCCUGUGUUGUCCAAAAAGGGAAGCGACUUCAACCUGCGUUGGUGUUUUCCAGGGCAAAAGUUACGAAACUACUGUACUGAACAGGCCUCUGUUGUUGUCUCAUUUCUAUCCGUUAAAUCAUUUCGUGGCAGGAAGCUGAGCUGGUAUCAGAGUCUUUCCUUUUUCUUCCUUCCUUUUCUGUUGCCUCAUGCCUUGAGAAUUUAUCCUUUUCUUUUUUUUAGGUAGGAGUUGAAAUGUACUCAAGGGUUUGGGAUAUACAGCGUGCUGUGAAUAAGCAAAUCUGUUGCCGUUCCCUCGUUUUUAGGUCAAUUUCCCACUUAAAAGCUGAUGGCGUGGACGGGAGUAGAAACUAAAAGUAUUUGAAAGUGUAAUUUGGGUGGACAUUCUGAAGGGCACAGCCAAUUUGUAGCGGAGGCCCAAGAUGGAUGGAAGUUUUGUGUGUGUGGUGGGACGUCUACAUUGACUGCUAGCCAAA
This is a messenger RNA of Lacerta agilis (Sand lizard), 2784 nucleotides long. RefSeq names its product solute carrier family 15 member 4 (gene SLC15A4). Gene Ontology annotation, cellular component: membrane. Gene Ontology annotation, biological process: oligopeptide transport; histidine transport; transmembrane transport. The transcript has 8 exons. The record is from RefSeq and is a predicted model, not a curated record. Lineage: Eukaryota; Metazoa; Chordata; Lepidosauria; Squamata; Lacertidae. The coding region runs from base 16 to 1776 and encodes 586 amino acids. Gene Ontology annotation, molecular function: L-histidine transmembrane transporter activity.